CAAUACUUUGUCAACGAUGUCCGGGAGGUGGGAACCGGGUACCUGCUAUUUUCUAUCAGCCUGAACCGCUCUGAGCUCAGUUGGACCGGACUGGAUAUCCUUCUUCUCGUCACUGACUAUUGUAGACCAAACCUUAAGGCUCAAGGAUGUCUCACAAGAUCAAGGCAGGCUCUGUGGUGGAGAUGCAGGGAGAUGAAAUGACCCGCGUCAUCUGGGAGCUCAUUAAGCAGAAACUCAUCCUUCCAUACUUGGAGCUUGACAUGCACAGCUUCGACCUUGGUAUGGAGAACCGAGACGCAACAGAUGACCGGGUGACGGUUGAGGCGGCAGAGGCAGUCCAGCGUUACAACGUGGGCAUCAAGUGUGCAACCAUAACGCCAGAUGAGAAGCGUGUAGAGGAAUUCAAGCUUAAGCAGAUGUGGCGCUCGCCCAACGGCACCAUCCGCAACAUCCUAGGAGGCACGGUGUUCAGGGAGGCCAUCAUCUGCAAGAACAUCCCCCGCCUGGUGCCUGGCUGGAUCAAGCCCAUCAUCAUUGGCAGGCACGCCCACGGAGAUCAGUACAAAGCUACAGACUUUGUGGUCCCAGGGUCUGGAAAAGUGGAGAUGAUCUACACUCCCGCAAAUGGGGAGCCAGUUAAAUAUGUCAUCUAUGAGUUUGAGGGCACAGGUGGUGUUGCCAUGGGGAUGUACAAUACAGAUAAGUCCAUCAGGGACUUUGCCCACAGCUCAUUCCAGAUGGGUCUGACCAAAGGCUGGCCUCUGUACCUGAGCACCAAGAACACCAUCCUGAAGAAGUACGAUGGUCGCUUCAAAGACAUCUUUCAGGAGAUCUACGAGAAAGAAUACCGUGCUCAGUUUGAGGCCAAAGGCAUCUGGUAUGAGCACCGUCUGAUAGAUGACAUGGUGGCCCAAGCCAUGAAGUCUGAGGGAGGCUUCAUUUGGGCCUGCAAGAACUACGACGGAGACGUACAGUCUGACUCUGUAGCACAAGGCUACGGCUCCCUGGGUAUGAUGACCAGUGUGCUAAUCUGUCCUGAUGGACGCACAGUGGAGUCUGAGGCUGCCCAUGGCACAGUGACCCGCCACUACAGACAACACCAGCAGGGAAAAGAGACCUCAACCAAUCCCAUAGCCUCCAUCUUUGCGUGGACACGAGGCUUGCUCCACAGGGCGAAGCUGGACAAAAAUGCUGAGCUGAAAGUGUUUGCUGAGGCACUAGAGGCCGUCUGCAUCGAGACCAUCGAGGCUGGCUUCAUGACCAAGGAUUUAGCAAUCUGCAUCAAAGGCCUGCCAAAUGUGACACGCGCUGACUACUUGAACACCUUUGAGUUCCUGGAUAAACUGGCAGAGAACCUGAAUAUUAAGCUAACCAGCCAGCCCAAGCUGUGAACUCACCUCUCAGCCUCAGCAGUUUAACACAGACACACAAACAUACAUUUAAACACAUGCUCAUUCACACACAGACAUCUAUACACCUACUGGAAUGAACACUGGAGCAGAAAGGAGUGUGCCCAAUAUCUCCAGGAGAUCCAGUUACCCUAAAUGGACUGAAACAAGUCACUCCCUGACUAAGGCGCUUAUCAAGCAGGGUGCCUUGGCAAGAAGUAAGGAGGAUGGAUCAGUUCAGGGCAUCAUCCCUGUUAAUGCAUUACUAAUAAACAGCCUUACUUGUGCCAGUGAAAACUCUCUCCUGUACGGACACUGGACAGAUGACCCGAUGGCUCAGUGAUCUUUUUAACCCUAAUUGCACUAGGUCCCCUGAACUGAGCGUGUAGUGCGUUGUCAGUAUUUGUUGGUGAUCUUUGGUAUACAGGGGUCAGAAUGAGGGAGACUCUACAACCUUACUGCCUUAUUUGUUUUGUGUCAAAGUCAUCAGUUGAUUCUGGUCAUCUAUUGUGUCUUGUAAUGUUUUAACAAUACCUCAAGCAACAUUUUAUCAUUAAGUGCCACCAUAGCCUGUAUUUUACUAAUGAAACCUGUCAGCAGCACGACAGUGCAUACCAUUAGAGUUUACUGUUAAGUAGUAUUACUUAACAUAGAUACAUACUAUGUGGACUGAAAUUAAAAUUUAUAGCAUUCAAACAAGGGGACUGACUCCUGUACACAACUUGUAUACUAAUACUAGCAAGAUCAAAACACAUUCCUUUGAUAUAUUUUUUUUUACUCUUAUCACUAAACUAGUCAAGGUUGUUAAAGAGUGUAUUUAUUUGUCUAUCCUGUGUGUGUGCGUGUGUGUAUUAACAUCCAGUUAUGUUAAUAAUGUAUAUCCUGCCAUAAGAUUCUUCAUCAAAUUGUCUCUUGCUUUGUGCCCGACAUUAUGUCUGUCAAAUUCUGAUGUCAUGACUCAAAAUAAAUUAGGUUUUAAAGAAA
Acanthopagrus latus (yellowfin seabream) is the source of this 2372-nucleotide messenger RNA. It is a transcript of the gene idh1, whose product is annotated as isocitrate dehydrogenase (NADP(+)) 1. Gene Ontology annotation, molecular function: magnesium ion binding; NAD binding; isocitrate dehydrogenase (NADP+) activity. Gene Ontology annotation, cellular component: mitochondrion; peroxisome; cytosol. NCBI's taxonomy places the organism in Eukaryota, Metazoa, Chordata, Actinopteri, Spariformes, Sparidae. The transcript has 9 exons. The coding region runs from base 147 to 1391 and encodes 414 amino acids. Gene Ontology annotation, biological process: isocitrate metabolic process. The record is from RefSeq and is a predicted model, not a curated record.